This is a messenger RNA of Populus euphratica (Euphrates poplar), 1635 nucleotides long. RefSeq lists its product as uncharacterized. The record is from RefSeq and is a predicted model, not a curated record. NCBI's taxonomy places the organism in Eukaryota, Viridiplantae, Streptophyta, Magnoliopsida, Malpighiales, Salicaceae. The coding region runs from base 383 to 1300 and encodes 305 amino acids. The transcript has 4 exons.
CAUUCUCUCCAUUAUCUACUGUCUUCUAUACAGCUUCAGUUACAGCAAACGCCCUUACUGAAUAAUAGAUUCGUUGUGCGGCGCCAGCUGUAAUUGGCUGUUGAGUAAUUAGUUCCUCGCAUCUUCCUCUACUAACAUAACAGCACGAGUCCUGACAGAUUGACACCAAGCACUCGUCUUCGUGCUUUAAACAUCCCACCCCUCGUACAUUCUCUCUCCACGCUAUUAAGCCUAUUUCUCAAUUGCGCUCGAGUUGACCAAUCCACCCCUCGCAAUUCCCACAAAAUCACCAUCAUCUCCAGCAAACCCACGGAGAAGAUAGAAGACAGCAAAUCAGUAUCUAAAAAGAAGAAGAAGAAGAAGAACCUGAUUAGGACAGACAAUGCACGCCAAGACAGACUCAGAGGUCACUAGUCUAGCACCAUCAUCCCCCACAAGAUCUCCUCGCCGGCCAGUCUACUACGUACAGAGCCCAUCACGUGACUCUCACGAUGGAGAGAAAACCACGACGUCGUUUCACUCCACUCCUGUACUCAGUCCCAUGGGGUCCCCACCUCACUCUCACUCCUCUGUUGGCCGCCACUCGCGCGAGUCCUCCUCAAGCCGGUUUUCCGGGUCGCUGAAACCUGGAUCGCGCAAGAUCUCACCAAAUGAUGCGUCUAGAGGGGGUCAAGGGAAGGGACAAAAGCAGUGGAAAGAGCGUCGAAAGGGUCUCCCUCGUAGAUGCUAUUUUCUUGCUUUUGUUCUUGGUUUCUUCAUCUUAUUCUCUCUCUUUUCUUUAAUUCUUUGGGGUGCUAGUAAGCCACAAAAACCCAAGAUUACAAUGAAGAGUAUUAAAUUUGAGCAAUUUAGGAUCCAAGCCGGGUCUGAUUCAACGGGAGUGGCAACUGAUAUGAUCUCAGUGAACUCUACAGUGAAAAUGACCUAUCGUAACGAAGGAACAUUUUUCGGCGUCCGUGUAACAUCAACACCUCUUGAUCUUUCCUACUCUGAAAUCACUAUUGCAUCAGGAAAUAUCAAGAAGUUUUACCAAUCAAGGAAGAGCCAGAGACCCGUGGCAAUAUCUGUCAUCAGCAACAAAAUACCAUUGUACGGAAGUGGAGCUGGGCUGAGCAGUUCAACAGGGACAACCACAUUACCAGUGCCUCUAAAAAUGAACUUCGUCGUCAGAUCAAGAGCUUAUGUUUUGGGAAAGCUGGUUAAACCAAAAUUUAACAGGAAAAUUAAGUGUGAUUUUACUUUUGAUCCGAAGAAGCUCAAUGUCCCAAUUUCUCUCAAGAAGGCUUGCACAUAUGACUGAUGAUGAUCAGUCAACACGUGAAGAGGAAUUUCAUAUUUUUUUUAUUUAAUUUUAAAUCUUGAUCUAUUAUUGGCUUGUUUUUGCUGAGGAGAAGAAUCCAAGAAAGUGGAAAUGGAAAACAGCUCAAUGGGUAAGGUGGGCAAGGGGUGAGCGACGCGGAUUUGGACUCUUUUGGGUUUACCCAGCUGGCUAGAGAGUGAAAAGAAAACGUUGGCUGCGGCGAUGCCUUGUGAGCCACUUUCCAUUUGUGUUUUUCUUUUCCCCAGAUAUAUAUAAACAAGAAAUUAAUGUAAAAGUAAGUAGUGAUUCAUGUAUCAGUGCUACCUUUCGUGUAA